AAAGUAUACUUUUUACAUAAUCCAAGAGUACACGAACCUUCUAAGGAAAAUGCUUGAUGCGAUUUUCCAUUAGUCUUUAGAUUUAAUCUAGAUCUAGACUCUAGAUCUAGAUUAGUAGACAAGAUACCUAAGAUAUACAAAAGCAGUAAUUCUGAAUAAUCCACUUAGAUCUAGAUCUAUAAUUAUAAUCCUUUCUUUUGCACAUUUUUUAUCAUAAAUGCAAAAUGAACACGUUAACGAAGGUAGCAAUAUACUUUGCCCUGGGAUUUAUUUGUGUGUUUAUUUUAGAAAUGAAAUUUUGGCUUACAUCCGCUCUUUUGUUUACAAUUUAUCUCUUUACUGGAGGAUGGAGAUUUGUCAGAGUAGUUAUACUAACCUUGCCCAGAGAUAUUGCUGGUUUGAAGUGUUUGCUUCUGGUGAAAUACAGAGUUGGAAGAAACCUACGAAACAAUAGGACUGUUUAUAAAAUAUUUGAAGAAACAGUAGCUAGAUAUCCUAAAAAAACAUUUGCCCUGUUUCAAAACAAGACCUGGACUUUUUCAGAUGCCAAAAGCUACUCAGAAAGACUUGCUAAUUACCUGUUUGAAUCAGGUUAUCGGAAGGGAGAUGUAAUAGCUCUAUAUUCAGAGAACUGUUUAGAGUAUAUCCCAAUAUGGCUUGGAAUGUCCAGAAUUGGUGUUGUGGCAGCUUUAAUUAAUUUCAACUUGAGAGAUCAAUCUUUAUCUCAUUGUAUAAAAGUUGCUGGUGCUAAAGGUAUCAUAUUUGCAGCCAAUCUUGCUGAAGCUAUUAAAGAAAUACAAGAUACAUUGCCUCGUUCCUUAACUUACUAUUGUUUGAAUGGACCAUGUAAAGUAGACCUGCCGCUUCAUUAUCUAGAUGAAGAAAUCAACAAAGUUUAUUUCAAUAAUCUACCAGCUGCAGGUGUCAAAUGUUCUGAUAGACUGUUCUAUGUGUACACAUCUGGGACAACAGGACUUCCCAAAGCGGCAGUUGUCACCAACACGAGGUUUUGUUACAUGGGCUAUGGCAUAGAACUUCUGUUGAAACUGAAACCUUCAGAUGUCCUCUACAUUCCACUUCCCUUGUACCACACAGCUGGGGGCAUACUAGGAGCUGCUCAAUCUCUGCUGAAUGGCACUACGCUAGCAUUAAGAAGCAAGUUCUCUGCCAGUCAGUUCUGGACAGACUGUAUCCAAUACAAUUGUACUGCUGCCCAGUACAUUGGUGAAAUCUGCCGCUACCUACUGGCACAACCUAAAAAACCUGAAGAAACUCAGCACAAUGUGAGAAUAAUGUUUGGUAAUGGUAUCAAGCCUCAGAUAUGGAACCUUUUUCAAGAGAGAUUUAAAGUCAAGCAGAUAGCAGAGUUUUAUGGUGCCACUGAAGGAAACUGUUCUAUUGUGAACACCCAGAACAAAGUAGGAGCUGUUGGGUUUACCACACGGAUACUCCCAUUCUUGUAUCCCAUUACAUUGAUUAAAAUAAAUCCAGAAACCAAUGAGAUCAUAAGAGACAGUCGUGGAAUAUGUGUUAAGGCUGAGCCAGGGGAGCUUGGUGAAUUAGUUGGUAAAAUUAUUAAAGGAGACCCAUGUCGUGAGUUUGAUGGCUAUGUAGAUGAAAAAGCUACAAGCAAGAAAAUUAUUCGGGAUGUAUUCUCUAAGGGAGAUAUGGCUUUUUCAACAGGUGACAUAUUGGUCAUGGAUGACUUGGGCUACUUCUACUUUAGAGACAGGACUGGGGACACAUUCCGCUGGCGAGGUGAGAAUGUCAGCACCAAUGAGGUGGAGGCUGUCAUCAGUAAUGCCAUUGGCCUGCAGGAUGCGGUAGUCUAUGGGGUUGAAGUGCCAGGUAGCGAAGGCAGAGCAGGUAUGGCAUCUAUUGUGGACAGUGAAGGUAUUGUAAAUAUGACUCAACUGACACAGUCUUUAAAUCGCACUCUGCCAACCUAUGCCAGACCUCUAUUUAUAAGGUUUAUCCAAGAGGCUGAUACAACAGGCACUUUUAAACUGAAGAAAAACACAUUGAGAGAUGAAGGCUUCAACAUCAAUUUAUUCCAUGACAAAGUUUUCUACCUGGACUCCAAGUCUCAGCAGUAUCAAACACUGACUCCUGAGGUGUACUCUGAUAUAGUUUUAGGGAAAAUUAGAAUAUGAUUUGGUUGAUCAGCGUGUCUUGAGUAGGAUUCAUCAUAAUAUUGGUGCUGCUAUCAUGUAAUCAGUUGUAAAUGUGCUUUAGAAACAAAUAACAAAAGUAUUAUUACCACUUCUUCUAAAAUAUAUAUAUAUAUACCAGAAGUGUUUAAAGAUUAAUAUAGUCUGGGUAGUUUUUGGUUUACUAACUAAAUAGAUAACAAUAAUAAAAAGCAAUACUUGGGUGUUCAAUUAUUUAAAAGAAAAUACCCACAAUCAAGUAUUCCAUUGAUUCCAACCAUGGUACAUGCCAUGCUACACUUUAUAGUGAUUAUUUCUCAAAGUCAAAGGGAAAUGAUUUAUUGUCCCUAUAUAUAUAUAUAUACUCUAUUAGCUUUAACUCUUGGGUAAAAACCGUUUUCUAGAUUCUUUGUUAAAUUAGUUUUCUCAGGAGACACUGAAUCCAAAUAAUGUAAAUACAUUUUGUUAGGCUAUUAAAAAGUUAGAUUGAUUGCUUAGACACCACAUAUAGAUAAUUUUUGGAAAAUCUUUUCCAAGUUAACACAUAGGAAACAUUUAAACAUUCAUAUAAAAUAUACAUAUAUAUUUGUAUGAGUUUGUCACAUUCAAUAAUUAUAAGGGAUGCCAAUGGCUGGGCAUUAAAUAAUGAUAGAUAGAAUAAUGGCAUUAUAGUUUAGAACAAUGUAUAAUUAAUUCCCUUUUGUUUUAUAUAUUCUCAAAUGUGUUUUCUAUUUAAGACCAAAGUGUGCUAUCCUUCACGUGUAACUUGACUGUGUAAUAUUUUUAAGAUACAUGAGAAUUAUACUAUUUAUAUUUUGAAAUGGUGAUGCUGGGUAAACAAUACCUAACUUUUUAAAAUACAAAUCUUAAUGUGUGCCACUGGACUACAAUGUCUAAAUGAUACUAUAGGGUAAUUUUAAAUAAAUAUUUUCUGUCAGUUUAAAAACAAAAACAGUAUAAUGUAUGUUGCAAUGUAUUGAGCUUUGAAAAGGUCAUUUUGAGCUGUUCAUGUAAGCUCCUUGUGGGAAAACUCUUAUUAUGUAUAUAUAUUAGAUUUACACAAAGAACAAAACUUUUUUCCCCACCACUGUUACAGUGGGUUUAUAGUUUUGUCUUUGUUUAUGAACACUACAAGCCAAGCGUGUGAAUUGCAUUCUUCUAGUUCUGUGAUGUUUUGUAAAUAAUAAAAAAAAAGUAAUGUUUAAUACAAUCAAAUUAGCCAUUAUACAGUGUAUAAUGAAAGGAUUGGCAUGAUGCCAACUUGUGAGAGCUUCCUAAAUCGUCAACUCUUGUAGCACUAACUCUUGGGCUGAAUGAAUGGCCAGUAGAUCUUAGAAUGAGUAAAUUUCCACCAUAAAAUAUGAUUGUUGCAUAAAAGAAUGAAACAAGUUGAAAAUAAGUUCUGGAGUUCUCAACUGUAUUUUGUAGUAUAGUUUGGAAACUUAAUUUUGUGCCAUAUAUUUUUGUUUUUAAAAAUUUCAUUAGAAGAGCAAGACAUGUUCACACUGGAUUUUACUUUACUCAAUUUAUAAACAUUUCAGCUUAAAUUCUCAAGUUUUAUGAAAUAUACAUUCUCUAUAUUUUUACAGUCCAAUGUAUGUCUUUAGGAAGACUUUGCAAGUCAAUGCAAUAUAAAAAUCCUUUUUUUUUUUCUAGCUAUAAAAAGUAAUAGUAGACAAAGAGAGAGUUUUGUUCAAUAAUAGUUGGAUAUUGAUAUCAAUGUUUUAGACCAUUCUUGAAUUCAUUUGUCAGAGUUCAGUUAGACAUUCAUUCCUUGAUUGUUAAAUUUUGAAACCAUAGAAAUCUUUCAAUCCUGACAUUCCAGACAAGAACAAAACAAAGAGAUUAGAGGAAGACUCUGUGCUCAGUUAAAGUAAUUGUAUCAAGACAUUGUAUAACUUUAUCAUCAUAAGUUUGUCUGUUCUUUUUCAAAAGUUUUCAUCUACAUUGAACACUACUGUGCCUUCAUAGAUCUCUUUAUUAUAAUUAAAAAAACAAUAAAUAAUUUAUCGAUUAUGCAAAUGUAUUUAUUUAUUUUACAAUACAUUGUACUCUAUGUAUAAAACAUACAAUUUGGCUAGGCCAGCAUGAUGAUGACCAGCAGUUUCCACUGCCUACUUUUAUAUUCAGUCGACCUAGAUCUGACACUAGAAAAAAAAUCAGGAACUAGUCUAAAGAUGUCUGGAUUAAAAACUUGACUGCUAAGCAAUUUUAUGAAAACAAUAAAAUAUCAAACCAUGAUUUCAUGCAUUGUGCAACUGAGGUUUGACAUGUUUAUGAGUGAAGGUUUAAACUAAUUGACCUAUUUUAUCUCUUUAAAGUUUUGAGGGAAAAUUAUUUUCUAAUGACAUUAAAAAUAGAACUGCCACUUUAUAUUCAUUUUUAUUUUCACUUUCUGCAUUCUCCAUCUCUUCAAAUCACUAGAUGUGAUAUUUCAUUUAACCAGACAUUAGCUUAUAAGUCUAUUAGAACUAUUAUUUUGAAUAGUUUUUUUUUUUUUUACAAUAAUAAAUGUAUUUGAUAAAUUUUAAAAUCAAAUCUCAAACUGUAUUGUUAUAUAAAUUUGUUUAUUUUUUAAUAUAUGAUACACUAGCAUGAAAGCCAAAUAAAGUAUUAAGUAAAAUUUUAACCUCUUUACAAAGUGGUUAGCUUGUGCUAAAUUGUUGAAAAGUUUUUGACUUGUUCAAUUGCUCUCUUUAAGAAGAAUUAAGCAUCAAUAUGGUCUUACAAAAAAUGUUUAUUUCGAAAGAUUGGAAUUGAAGACAUGGUACAAUCAAACUUGUAGGAACAAAGUUUUGUCAAACAAAAUCGAGAAUAAACAAAUUUGAACAUGAAGAGUGACAUUGCUACAUUGGCUUGAGCUGCAAAGCAAAUACAAAGAUUUUGUGUGUAUUAUGUGACUAUCUGAAAAAGCUCUAGAAGUAAGCAAUAUAAAUGUCUUAUUUAUGACUUUACAAAUGGGAUGGUUGACUAGAAUGUCAAAUCUGGGUUAAAAGGAAA
This is a messenger RNA of Biomphalaria glabrata, 5150 nucleotides long. RefSeq names its product long-chain fatty acid transport protein 4-like. The record is from RefSeq and is a predicted model, not a curated record. Bases 225 to 2153 code for a protein of 642 amino acids. NCBI's taxonomy places the organism in Eukaryota, Metazoa, Mollusca, Gastropoda, Planorbidae. Gene Ontology annotation, molecular function: long-chain fatty acid transmembrane transporter activity; long-chain fatty acid-CoA ligase activity. The transcript is spliced from 12 exons.